AUGAUUAAUCCAUAAAUCACAGUUUUUAAUGUGUUCUUUAGGAAGUUAGAUUUUCUAUAGAACUUUGCAUUUUAUAGAAAGUUAAGUCCAGAGAAAAGACAAAGAUUAGUUACAAUAUGGAGAAGAGUGUUUCUGGCAUCUUAUUUUAUUGGAAUAAUGAGAUCAUUUUAGAAUAGGGUGAAGAUUUAUGGAGCGAUAAGACAAGAUGAACAUAUGGAUUUGAUAGAGGAUGAAGUUUUUAAAUCGAAUUAAGAAGAAAAGAAAGUCUUUAUGUUUUAUCCUGAUGAAUAAUUUAAAACAGUUUGGAAUAUGUUAUUGAUAUUUUUAUUGUUAGCAACUGCAGUCAUUACACCCUUUAAAGUUUGUUUUGUAUUAAUUUAAUAUAUUAUAAUUAGAUUGAUUCUGGAACAGAUGGAUUUUGGUUUUGGGUAGAUAUUAUAUUUGAUGUUUUGUUUUUUGCAGACAUUAUAAUAAACUUUUUUAGUGCUUAUUAUGAUGAAGAAUAAAAGAUUAUUGAUGAUUAUAGAAUGAUAGCCAAAUAAUAUUUAUAUGGAUGGUUUACAAUAGAUUUAAUUGCUGUCUUACCAAUUACUUAUUUUUUAGAUGAUAAUACAAAUGCUACUGCACUUAGAUAUAAUAAAUUAUUAAGAUUGAUUAGAUUACCACGUUUAUAUAGAUUGGUUCGUUUAUUAAAGAUAUCAAAAGCUAAUUUAAAUAUCAAAAAUAAAACUUAGGCUGCAAGAAUUCUCUCUUAUUUAGGAAUUAAUGAAGGUAUUAUUAAAGGAUUAAUUCUUUUGGGUAAAAUCUUAUUGAUUAAUCAUCUUGUUGCUUGUUUUUGGUAUUUCAUUGCUAAAUUUAAUGAAUUUGAUACAAAUACUUGGGUUACUUAAGCAAACCUUUAGGAUACUACUCUCUAUAAUUAAUAUAUUGCUGCAUUUGAAUGGAGUUUAUAAACUCUUACUACUGUAGGUUAUGGUGAUAUUAAAGCUACAACUAUUGAAGAAAGAAUAUUUGCUAUCAUUUGGAUGAUUUUUGGAACCGGAUUCUUUUCAUAUACUUUGGGAAAAUUAUCCUCUAUUUUAGAGAAUGUUGAUAAAAAAUGGGUAGAUUUUGAGAGAAGAAUGCAUUUAUUUAAUGAUUUCUCAGUUAGAGUUAAAUUACCUUAUGCUUUAAAAUGCAAAGUACAUAAAUAUUAUAGAAAUAAUUAUCUCAAAAAUGUAUAUUCAUCGCUUGAUCCUAAAAAAUUGAUUUAAGAACUUCCAUCAUAAAUUCGUAAUGAAUUAUUAAUGAUUUGUUAUAAAUAUUUGAUUGAUAGUGUCUCAUUACUUAAAAUUGAUAAGAACUUUACAGCUACAAUUUUACCUCAUCUCAAUUUCUUAGAAGUUCAUCCAGGAGAAAUCAUUUAUAGAUAGGAUGAUCCUCCUACAGAUAUAUAUUUCAUUGAAAAGGGAAAAGUCAAUUUUGUUACACAUGAUAAAUAUACUUUAAUCACACUUUUAGAAGCAUCCUUUUUUGGAGAAAUUGAAGCAUUCGAAGAUAUUAAUAGAGAGUAUUUUGCUAUUGCCAAAGAACCUACUAAUUUGUAUAUUUCCAUAAUAAUAUCUAGAUUCUUUUGUUCAUAUGAUAUCUUUAGAAAUUUACUUAAAGAAUUUCCAACUGUUGCUUCUGAAGUUAAAAUUAUUUAUGAUAAAAGAAAAUCAAAAUAUAAAACAUGUCUCUACAUGAUAGAAUUAUAAAGAAAACGUAAUUCUGGAUCAGAUCCUAAAGAAGUACAAUAUUACAUUUAAUUAGGAAUUGUAAAAUAGUACUCAAUAUUAUUUGGGAUUAAUUGCUCAAUACGAAGAAGAGUAAAAUAGAAUGAACUCCAAUAAAGGGCUUCUUAACACUAAAAAGAAAAGCGUACUCGAUUAAUUUUCUUUUAAAAAGAAACAAUAAAAAAUGUCUGUGUUUCAAACACUUAAAUGA
This is a messenger RNA of Paramecium sonneborni, 1965 nucleotides long. Lineage: Eukaryota; Ciliophora; Oligohymenophorea; Peniculida; Parameciidae. The record is from the annotation of a GenBank genome assembly.